AUGUAUGUUACUAAAUUUCUGAUAGUGUUUGUCUUGGGACUCUUCAUAGAGCCAGUCAGCUUAGGUAUUAUUCCAGAUUAUCUAUUGGCUGAGGGCGACGACUAUGAACCAUAUCCUUAUCUUUCCCACUGUACCGGAGAAGGGUGGUCUACAACUAAUAGUCCGACGUCACAACCAAUUACAUCCAGUACUCCUACAAAGCCUACAACUACCACUCCUAGAAGUACUUUUCCAACAACGGUUACGAGUACUACAGUUACUACUCCAUCUACAGCAAGGCCUACUACAUCUACUCCUAGAACUUCGAGUACAACAAGUAAAUUACCAGUUACUUCUACUUCUUCAACAUCAACAACACCUAAAACUUCUCCUACAACUAAAUUAACUUCUACUACACCUUCUACUACUACACCUUCCACUACAAUACCUUCUACUACUACACCUUCUACAACAACACUUUCUACUACUACACCUUCUACUACAAUACCUUUUACUACUACACCUUCUACUACACUACCUUCCACUACAACACCUUCUACAACACCACUUUCUACUACUACACCUUCUACUACAAUACCUUCUACUACUACACCUUCUACUACACUACCUUCCACUACAACACCUUCUACAACACCACUUUCUACUACUACACCUUCUACUACAAUACCUUCUACUACUACACCUUCUACAGCCAAACCUUCUACUACAUUACCUUCCACUACAGUGCCUACUACUACAACACCUACUACAACCGAAACUCCUAAAACCAGUACCACAAAAACUCCUAAAACUACUACCACAAAACCUCCUAAAACUACUACCACAAAGCAUCCUAAAACUACUACCACAAAGCAUCCUAAGACGAGCUACUACAAGCAUCUAAGACCUUUACAACAAAAACUCCUAAAACUACCACAACCAAGCGUCCGAAAACAACAAAAGAACCUAAUAGUUCAGAUAGCUGCAACUCAUCAAGUAGUUCCAGUAGUUCUAGCAGUUCAAGCAGUUCUAGCAGCUCAAGCAGUUCUAAUAAGUCGAGUAAAUCGAGCAAGUCUCACAGUUCUAGUUCAAGUAGUUCGAGCGAAUCUUGUAGUAAUAGUUCAAGUAGUUCAUCAAGUGAAUCCCAUUCGUCUAACGAUGAAAUCCAAGCUAACUCGGAUGAAAUUGAUUUUGCUGGAAAUGGAAACAAUGCACCUGUAAAUGAUACUGUAGAUAUUGAAGGCUUUUAUAAGAAAUUGUUUAUGAAAACAAAAUAUAUUUUAAAAUGCCUAUAUAAUA
Messenger RNA from Sitophilus oryzae (rice weevil), 1278 nucleotides. RefSeq names its product salivary glue protein Sgs-3-like. NCBI's taxonomy places the organism in Eukaryota, Metazoa, Arthropoda, Insecta, Coleoptera, Curculionidae. The transcript has 3 exons. Bases 1 to 1200 code for a protein of 399 amino acids. The record is from RefSeq and is a predicted model, not a curated record.